CAAGGUCCUUGGUGGGAAGGUAUCGGCGUCGCGUCACAGGCCUUGACCGAGAAGUGGAUCCUUCGAGAGGCAGCUGAACCAUUCAUUCUGAAAGAGUUGUAUGAGCGGCAAAAGCAUCCGUUCACAGCCCCCAUCAAAUGGCCUAGGGGCGAACCGCUUUACAACAUGCUUCUGAGUAUCCUGACUAGAGAUAGAGUGGAGAAUCUCGGCUUCGUGGAUUAUGAUGUGGUUGAGGAUGCGCUUGAUCGUGGCUUUGGUGAAAAGGCAGAUGUCAAAGCUUUUAGAAUUCUGCUUUUGUUGCUGCUUGGGUAA
This is a messenger RNA of Colletotrichum lupini, 312 nucleotides long. RefSeq names its product asparagine synthase. NCBI's taxonomy places the organism in Eukaryota, Fungi, Ascomycota, Sordariomycetes, Glomerellales, Glomerellaceae. The transcript has a single exon. Gene Ontology annotation, molecular function: asparagine synthase (glutamine-hydrolyzing) activity. The record is from RefSeq and is a predicted model, not a curated record. The annotation marks the transcript as partial.